UAAAACCCAACCCAAAGCCCAAAGUUCCCACUGCUAUCUAUCUAGCGAGUGUAUUUUCUCUAAAAUUCUGUGCAACCGUACCAAUUGAGCUACAAUGGCAGUGCUCAUUACGCUGUCUUUCGCCGGAGCUGGCCCCGACUACCGAUUCGAUGCCCUCAAGAAACUGGGUCGACUUGAACCGAAGCUCUGUCAAAGUUCCACCAAGCCUUUUUCUCAUAAAUGGUUCCACUGCAAGUGUUUUUGGCAAGAACCCAGAAGCAAGAACCUAUCUUUGAAGUCAAGGGAAUUGCGAACAUUGCGUUUGGCUCGUGGGAAAGAAGCUGAAGAUAGUUUCUCUUCGAAUGUAAGUGAAGAUACCGACGAUAUGUUUGACGACUUGUUUGAUAGAUAUGGAAAAGUGGUAUAUCAAAGCAACGAUAGGAUGUCUCCUAGCAUAGAACUUGAUGACGAUGCUGAAAGCUUAUCAUUUGCUGUAGAAGUGGCCAGUGUUGCAAAUGAUGUAAAAGCAGGAGACAUAAAGGUCCUAUUUGUGAAGCCUCUUGUGUAUUGGACUCGGUUUUUUAUUAUUGCCACGGCAUUUUCUCGUCCGCAAAUUGACGCAAUUGGGUCCAGGAUAAGAGAUCUGGCAGAGACAAAGUAUGGAAGAGUUCCAUCUGGGGACUCAAAACCCAACUCAUGGACCCUGUUGGACUUUGGUGAUGUUGUUAUUCAUAUAUUUCUUCCGCCACAGCGAGCUUUCUACAACUUGGAAGAAUUCUAUGCUAAUGCUACGCCCGUUGAAUUGCCUUUUGAAAACCAGCCACCAUUUCGAGGCUGAGAAAGGCCUUUAAUUUGGCCGACAAAUCAAACUGAGUGCUAAUGGGUGCAUUGGAUGGCUAGAGCGGCUCUUUGAACCUCUGCCAGUUUUGGACUCUUGUUCUCCUGUCUCACUUGCAGAGUGACAGAAUGGUACUGAACACUGUUUCUGGGCCAGCCUGAUAUUGCUUUGGAUGCCAUUAUGAGAGGAGCAAUAGGCACGGUGUAAUUGUGCAAGCAUCAAUGCGACUUUACAUUCUAGUUAUGGUUCUAAGGAGUGCUUCUGUUUCCUCAGGGCUUCGAAAAGGCCCGAGGCUUGUAUAUGUAAUUGACCAUGUUAAGAAUCUUCAAACACUGAAAGUCAGUGUCAUUUUACAUAUUUAUUUAUUUACGGUGAUAUA
This is a messenger RNA of Prunus mume (Japanese apricot), 1196 nucleotides long. Its product is annotated as Lojap-related protein. The record is from RefSeq and is a predicted model, not a curated record. Lineage: Eukaryota; Viridiplantae; Streptophyta; Magnoliopsida; Rosales; Rosaceae. Gene Ontology annotation, molecular function: ribosomal large subunit binding. Gene Ontology annotation, biological process: negative regulation of translation; negative regulation of ribosome biogenesis.